Molecule: messenger RNA, 688 nt
Organism: Suillus subalutaceus
Lineage: Eukaryota; Fungi; Basidiomycota; Agaricomycetes; Boletales; Suillaceae
Exons: 1
Coding region: 243-614 (123 amino acids)
Source: RefSeq, a predicted model, not a curated record
UUGUUCUUCGGUUACCUGGAUUGCUUUUUCUGCUUCGUAUUGCUUCAGGAAAGCUUACACGGGCCAUGGCUUGCUAUGAUGUUCACUGCGACACUGAUGUGGGCGGAAACCAUACCUUGAGCUGUUCUCAUACCCCGACGCUAUUCACUGUAAUCAUCGAGAGACGAUGGAGACACAUGUAGCCCCGUCUUUUGUGGUGAUUGGACAAGCUCAACGAGAUGGAGGGUAAGUAAAAUUGCUCAAUGGUACCGACAACGAACUCGAUCUUGUUUGUUGACUUGUUCCAUCGAAGGCCAACGCUACUAUUUUGUGUGGCUCAGGUGCCCUCGAAGCUUUGCGGCAGUGAGCAACCUUACAAUUCACGUUUCGCCAUGGGAGACAUACCCCUCAUGCUACUUGACAUCAUGGAGAACGACACUCGGCACGCCGAGUUCACAUUCUUAUCGGCGUGUCAUACUGCCGUCGGCGAUGAGGAGACGCCCGUGCACCGUGAAAAAGAAAGUGCCGCUCGAGCAGAGGGUUGUUUUCAUUCAUAUUGGUGUGUAGGAUCCAGCUGCAUUACGUUCGCCUGCAUAGGACCGCAAGUUGGUUCCCUUUCGCUAACGUGUGCUUAAUGUAAAUUACUCUUGUACCCUAUUUUUUGAGAAGAGGCGGUGCUAUCAUUGUGCUAUCAUAUCCUUUCUUUGCA